GCGCUUCUCCCGCCCCCGGUCCCUCGCCCUGGGGACAGCUGGCAGCCUAGCGCGGGACUAGACACAAAGCGGAUCAGCCUGGGGGCGGGGGCCGACCUGCAGGGCUUUCCCUCAGGAAGCCAGUCCUCUGCCGCCACUCGCUUAGGACCCUGCGGACACCGCGUCCCGCGUCCACGCCCUCCCCUCAACCCUCUUCCACCCUUCAAAAGAAGGACCGUCCCAGACUCCACGUCCUAGGGCCAGAAGACCUGCCCCAAGACAGCCGCUGGAGACACCCCAGACCAGAGAGACUGACAUCGCGACAGGACCCGCCCCUCUGCUUCCACCUCUCAGGGACCUCCUCUGCUCCGCCGCCCCGCGAAGUGCUGGGGGACCCAGCCUCCUGACACACUCCUGCGAGAGGGGACCCUCGGCUAGGCAGCCAGCUGGCGCCCGCGUAGAUGGCGAGGAGCCCCCAAGGCCUCCUGAUGCUGCUGCUGCUGCACUACUUGAUGGUCGCCCUGGACUAUCAUAAGGCAAAUGGAUUUUCUGCAUCAAAAGACCACCGACAAGAAGUUACAGUAAUAGAAUACCAAGAGGCUAUUUUAGCUUGUAAAACCCCAAAGAAGACCACUUCAUCCAGACUGGAGUGGAAGAAGUUGGGUCAGGGUGUUUCCUUGGUCUACUAUCAACAGGCUCUCCAAGGUGACUUUAAAGACCGUGCUGAGAUGAUAGAUUUCAAUAUACGAAUCAAAAAUGUUACAAGGCAUGAUGCUGGAGAGUAUCGCUGUGAAGUCAGUGCUCCAACUGAGCAAGGCCAGAACCUGCAGGAAGAUACGGUCAUGCUAGAAGUACUGGUGGCUCCUGCUGUUCCUUCAUGUGAAGUACCCACUUCUGUCAUGAGUGGAAGUGUUGUAGAGCUACGAUGUCAAGAUAAAGAAGGAAAUCCAGCCCCUGAGUACAUAUGGUUCAAAGAUGGCACCAGUUUGCUAGGGAAUCCAAAAGGUGGCAUACACAACAACAGCUCAUACACAAUGAAUACAAAAUCUGGAAUUCUGCAAUUCAACAUGAUUUCCAAGAUGGACAGUGGAGAGUAUUACUGCGAAGCCCGGAACUCUGUUGGACAUCGCAGGUGCCCUGGGAAACGAAUGCAAGUAGAUGUUCUCAACGUAAGUGGCAUCAUAGCAGCUGUUGUUGUGGUGGCCUUCGUGAUUUCUAUAUGUGGCCUUAGUGUAUGCUAUGCUCAGAGAAAAGGCUACUUUUCAAAAGAAACUUCCUUCCAGAAGGGUAGUCCUGCAUCUAAAGCCACUACAAUGAGCGAAAAUGAUUUCAAGCACACAAAAUCCUUUAUAAUUUAAAAGAAUUCCAUUUUUGAGAAGCACCAAACCACAGUUGUCACACAAGUUAUUACAAUAUUAUAAAAUUCUACUUUGUCUUACAUUUGCAAAGAGAUGGAUGAAGAAAUGAAAGUGGGAAUUCAUCAUAAUUUUUAUGAUCUCUAACUCACAAGAAAUAUUUUAAGCAAAAUGUUGUCAUCACUAUAAAAUACAAUCUGCCAUCUUGUGUCUGACUGGCCUAAAGUGAAAUGUCUGGUAAUAUUCUGAGCUUUUGAAAUGCAAAUGAAUGUCAUUUUUGGAGUUGACUAUUAUACUGACUGUAAAGCUAAUCCAAGAGGCAAGGAUACACUCUUAUGUGCUCUCUCUGUGCAAGAAUGGCUUAUGUGUUCAAGACAUGCUCUAACGAAUGGAAACUGUUGGAAAAGUUCUGACCAGAAUCCUCUUCUUACCUCUAAAUAAUCUGGGUUCCACUGUCCUAUAUCUCUGUAUCUCCAUAAGGGAAUCGCAGGGCUGGGUCUUACAUCUAAGGGUUUGCACUUUAUAUUUUCUUUCACUUCUCAGAACCAAAAGCAACAAGAAGGCAGCUGCUAUUGCCAUUUCCUUAGAGGCUUCUGAGAAGCUCAGUGACCUGGACAUCAGAAUGCACUACUAGAACCUACACAACUCCACAAACGCCUUUCUGUGCUUGAGUGGUGACCUUUUAUCUGUCUCUAAAAGCAAUUCUGAACUGGGUUAGUUUCUCCCUGGUGAAGAUAAUCUGCUUAUGAUGGAAUAGGGGCCCAGGGGAAAGAAUCAUUUGCCCCAUAAGUAAAAGGUAGAUGAACUCCUGAUCUAGCUAAGUCACAGGAGAAACCAUGGUUGGAAUGAGAUGGGUCUAAUGUCUCUGAACUGGUUAUCCACAAAGGCCAUCAACCAGCUAGUGUCAGAAUAUGAAAUUCACAGGGCUCAACCAGUCCUGUUGGGGACUGGUUUACCCAUAUUUAAAAAAAAAAAAUUGCAACUGAGGAUGUCUAGUUCUGGGUAAAUAAGCAUGAAAGGUCAUUUACUCCCUUUAUCAGCUUUGAACAUGGUCAAGUUGGCUUUCAACCUAAAAGGCAAGGCAGCUUCUCAGGAUAAGCAGAUGGGGUAAGUGGUUAGUGAAUAUCUGGUAGUGAUCUGGUCACGGGGUUGAUGCCCACUGCCAUACUGCUCCCCUUUAACUUUGUGGCCUUGAAUCCUUCCUAAUCAGUACACACAUUCCCAAAAGGCUGACGUGUGUAAAAUGGCUCAGCCCUCAAGGUCAGAUUCACUUAUUGAGGCAGCAAGCUACAAAGAACAAGACACUACAUAAUUCAACCCACACGGUUCUUGUUACAACCACUCAAUGUAGAGUACCAGUGUGUCGGUGACAUAGAUGGGAUUUUCCCACAGAACCAAGCUCCUCGCUCCUUUGUCAAACGACAAAGAAAUCAGGGUAAACGUUGCGUAUGCUGUGACUGUGAGAUUUGCUUUGGUAGGAGGAAUGUUAUCUUUCUGCAGUGCCAAGCAGACAUACAACUCUCAAGGAUGCCUCUUCAGGCCCACAUAGCAUCAUAAGGUCGACUGCAUCAACUUCAAUGACAAAUCCACAUCGUGAGAGGACAACUACGUAGUGCCUUACCUUCACUAAUAGAUGAAAAGCUUCCUUUUAAGACACUGAAGCCUAAAGGUUCAUUUUAUGCAGUGUAAACAUCUAACAAAGUCUGUGCCAAACACUAAACUACAUAUACAGCUACGCAGAAACCACUGUAUCAAGAAUGCUUUCUUUUACACAAAGGACCUAACUGCACACUAUCCUAGUUAUUAAGUCUACCUGGGAGUCACUGCCAUGAAGACUUGCCCAUCUGCUGUUUUCUGAGACUUGAACUCUAACAUUGGGUCAAAUUCUAAUUGUAGUUUCUAGAACAUGGUUUUUUUUCCAGUCAGAGUGUAAUAAGGGUCUAGAAACUAUGAGAGUAAGUUUUGUUUUAGUAUUGUCGCUGUUGUAACUAGAGUAAACUUCUUUUUGCUGGGAUAGGGGUUAACUUAGCUAAGUCUGGAUGUUUAUUUUUCAAUACAACUUUACAAAGAACUUCCUUCAUUCUGUAACUCAUUUUGUUUGACUAAAGUUCACGAUACAAAAAUAGCAAUGCACAGCUCAACUUUUAGUCCCAUUCAACAGGGGGAAGUCACUCACCUAUUGUUCAGUAAAACCCAGGAAACUCCUCCCUCCCUUGCACCUGCAGCUGUGAGGCAGCUCUACAGAUUAAAAUCAAAGUCUCACUUGUCUCUCAGCUUGGAUACCUACCAACUUCUAAAGUCAGAAAACAAAAAGGGUCAACUACUUAAUGGAUGUUUUGUGUAUGGCAGAAGUUGGGAUUAAAAAAUCUCAUUCCUCUUCCAAGACAUUAUGAAGAGGAGCACUGCUCGGGUUUCCAGUGCUGUUACUGGAGCUGUUGGGGUCUGUAUGAACACAUCCACCUGAUCCACCUCACACUUCUUCUUCACUCACCCUCACCCACCUGGUCCCAAACUUAGCUUUAUCAAACUUUAGCAUUUAAAAACAAAAAGAUGCAACAGAAUUUUGUACACAACCAACCCAGAACCCAUUUUCGUUUGUUGCCAUAUUAUUCAGCAAACUAUGACAAACUGCUUGCCUUUACAAUUUAUUCUGGCCUUUUGGAUACAUUUGUAAUACUUCUCUUGGACAUUAGUCCUCAUUACAAGCUAUGGAAAUCCUAUUUACUCCUGACAGACAAGUCAAAUUCAACCCUCUGUGGGACAGCCUUCUCCCAUUUUCCAGCUAUAAGUUCUGUCUCUGAAUUCUGAUGGCAUUUGAUUAUUUUGUGAUAUUUAUUGAUUUCUGUGUUACAGUAUAGGUAGGUAUGUAUAUGUCUGACAUCUCUACCAAGCUGAAACCCUGAGAAAAGACCAAUGUUGUACAAGUCUUCAUAAACCUUAAGGUAUUUAAUAGUAUCUGAAAAUGCUGAAUACCUGUGAAGCACAAAGAAUGAUUCAAUAUAAGCAUCUACUUAGAAUAUUAAUAAAACAUUGUAUUCUGAUACAACU
This is a messenger RNA of Mastomys coucha (southern multimammate mouse), 4382 nucleotides long. RefSeq names its product junctional adhesion molecule 2 (gene Jam2). Lineage: Eukaryota; Metazoa; Chordata; Mammalia; Rodentia; Muridae. Bases 441 to 1337 code for a protein of 298 amino acids. The transcript is spliced from 10 exons. The record is from RefSeq and is a predicted model, not a curated record. Gene Ontology annotation, cellular component: protein complex involved in cell adhesion; cell surface; tight junction. Gene Ontology annotation, biological process: leukocyte tethering or rolling.